Molecule: messenger RNA, 426 nt
Organism: Sinocyclocheilus grahami
Lineage: Eukaryota; Metazoa; Chordata; Actinopteri; Cypriniformes; Cyprinidae
Product: probable ATP-dependent DNA helicase HFM1
Exons: 4
Source: RefSeq, a predicted model, not a curated record
AUGCAGUUAUCUUCUCAUCCUAGUCUGAUUCAAGCUCAGCUCAGCUGCAUACCCAUUCAGGAGUUUGGACUCAUACAGGACACUGGAAAAAUAUUCAGAAAUGGAAAUAGAGUCAGCAGAUAUCUGACUGAGUUUCUCAGUCAUCACUCCAAGUCGAAUUUCUCAGCUCGACUCAACUCUUUAAUUCUUGCCAAAUGUUUUCGAGCUAAACUGUGGGAGAACUCGCCUUACGUCUCCAGACAGCUUGAGAGGAUAGGAAUAACACUUGCCACUGCUAUGGUGAAUGCAGGGCUUACAACAUUCAGCAAAAUUGAGCAGACCAGUCCUAGAGAAUUAGAGAUGAUUGUGAACCGACACCCUCCAUUUGGGAACCAGAUUAAGGAAGCUGUCAGCAAACUUCCGAAAUGUGAAGUUACUUUGGAACAG